GGCGGGACGUCCGGGGCGGGCUCUGAGGACCCGGUGCGGAAGGGCCCGGCCCGGGCCAGGUCUGAACAAAGCGGCAGCGGCCCGGCAUGGCGGCCCCGCUCCGCCUCUGGCUGCUCCUGCACCUCCUGCCGCAGGUGUACUGCGAGUAUGGGAUGGUACAUGUCCUUUCAGAGAAGGGGAGCAGCAAAGGAAAGGACUACUGUAUCCUCUUCAACUCUCAAUGGGCCCAUUUGCCACAUGAUCUGGGUAAAGCUUCACUUUUGCAACUUCAGGAUCAGACAGGAUCUGUUUUGUGUUCCCCUUCUGAUGUACCUGAUGGGGGAUUUAAUAAUCAAAUCCCCAUGGUGAUGCGAGGAAAUUGCACCUUCUAUGAGAAAGUGAGGCUUGCUCAGAUAAAUGGAGCUCGUGGGCUGCUGAUUGUUAGUAGAGAGAGACUGGUUCCUCCUGGGGGUAACAGGAGUCAGUAUGAAGAGAUUGAUAUUCCUGUGGCUCUGCUCAGCUAUAAUGACAUGUUAGAUAUUGGCAAGAGUUUUGGCAGCUCAGUGAAAGGGGCAAUGUAUGCACCAAAUGAGCCUGUGCUGGACUACAACAUGGUGAUUAUCUUUGUCAUGGCUGUGGGGACUGUUGCAAUUGGAGGCUACUGGGCAGGAAGCAGAGAUGUGAAAAAGAGGUACAUGAAGCACAAACGUGAUGAUGGGACAGAGAAACACGACGAUGAAACGGUGGAUGUGACUCCAAUAAUGAUCUGUGUGUUUGUAGUGAUGUGCUGCUCAAUGCUCGUCCUGCUGUAUUUCUUCUAUGACCACUUAGUCUAUGUUAUUAUAGGAAUAUUCUGCCUGGCUGCCUCAAUUGGUCUCUACAGUUGUCUGUCUCCCUUUGUAAGAAGAUUCCCCUUGGGAAAGUGUAGGAUCCCAGACAACAACUUGCCUUAUUUUCACAAGCGCCCCCAGGUCCGAAUGUUGCUCUUGGCAAUAUUUUGUAUCUCUGUCAGCGUAGUCUGGGGAAUCUUCAGAAAUGAAGAUCAGUGGGCCUGGGUUCUGCAAGAUGCUUUAGGAAUUGCUUUCUGUCUUUACAUGUUGAAAACAAUUCGCCUGCCUACAUUUAAGGGCUGUACCUUGCUCCUCCUGGUUCUCUUUGUGUACGAUGUAUUCUUUGUAUUUAUCACACCUUUUUUAACAAAGACUGGGGAGAGUAUAAUGGUGGAGGUGGCUGCGGGCCCAUCGGAUUCUGCCACUCACGAGAAGCUCCCAAUGGUCCUGAAGGUUCCACGACUGAAUUCCUCACCAUUAGCUCUGUGUGACAGGCCUUUUUCUCUGCUAGGAUUUGGAGACAUUUUAGUUCCAGGCUUACUGGUAGCCUAUUGCCAUAGAUUUGAUAUUCAGGUGCAGUCAUCCAGAGUCUAUUUUGUAGCCUGCACAAUAGCAUAUGGCAUAGGCCUUCUUGUGACCUUUGUUGCCUUGGCACUGAUGCAGAUGGGCCAGCCUGCUCUCCUCUACCUGGUGCCCUGUACUCUCCUCACCAGCUUCGCAGUGGCCCUUUGGAGAAGGGAGCUGGCCAUGUUCUGGACGGGCAGCGGCUUUGCGAAAGACCUACCUCAGCCUCCUGUGGUGAUAGCCCCUGUCAACUGCCAUGAGCUUCCCAAAGACAGCAGCGAUGCAGCCCCUCAGCAAGAGGCAGAGCAGAUGACCAAUCCCACCCUGCACGUGAAGGAGCCGCCUGGCCCCAGCUCGGCUGAAGAGGAGCUGGCUGACACCACACAGACAGAGCAGUCAGAAAUCUCUGUUGCACAGAGUGAGGAACCAACUGCUCAGAAUAAGGACAACCUUGAAAGCAAAUGCCUAAAUGCAGAGCAAAGCCAGGUGGAAUAAGUGAUGUGAUAAGAACUCCUUACUUUCCCUCACAAACAUAUCCAUGUAAAACCAGUAUAUAUUUAGGACUGGUUUAGUAGGGUUUGCAUUCAUUGAGGAACCUCACUGGGAGUCUGAUCGUCAAAUCCAACAAGGAAUGUUCUGCCUCCAGCUUCGGUACAGCUACACACUUCAAACAUCCUUCUGAAAUAUGGUGCUCUCCAGGAGUUCUGAUGUGUGGGUUUCAAUGAUCACUUUGGUAGUGGAUGCCUUUGACCAUCUGUUCCAUUUGCAUUAUACCAGGGUAGCAUUAAGAAUCUUUAUUUACCCAGUGCUCUGUGCUUGUGUGGUUGUUUUGCUGCUGUGGCAUGGUGUGGGUUACCAUGGAGGAACAGCAUUGAACAAAUCUGCUACAAUGCUUGGCUGAGAGAAACGUGGUCUUUUUUUUUCCAGCACUUUCCCUAUUGCCACCUUUUACUUUACUUCUCCUGACUUGUCAAAGCCAUUGAUAUAAGGGAAUGCUUUAGUAUAAACUGACAUUCAGGAAAUGCAGAGGAUGGUUAAAUUACCAUCACUCUGAAAGGAUUUACACUACCGUGGUGCAUUUAAUGCAUCUCUUUUGUUUUUACUUUGUUCUUAGUUACCUGGGUUGGCUACUAGUCUAGUUUAAAAGGCAGGAUGAGUGGAGCUCCAGGAAGCUUUCUAGUCAUUCAUGUGAAUUCUAAGGGCUGUCUCUGAUAAUAAACAAGGUUGGUCACAGAAUGCUGCUUGGAAGCAAAUGCAUAUUAAGAAUGUUUUAGAAAUAAAAUACAAGCCAAAUAGGUAAGAAAAUAGGUAGUAACACUAUACUAAGCUUAACAGGCAGUAGUUUCAUUGGGAAAAUGUUAAAGCAGUAAAAGUUCAUGUGUUUUGGGGGCUUUGAGCUUCUAUUUGUUGUUCAUUCAAGGACUAUAAUUGUGAUUUCUAAUUCCGAAGAAAAUAGUCUGUUUUUCUCAUUCCCAAGGGAGCACAUGUGGUGCUACAGACAGUUGUGAUUUAAAGGUACUUGCUGCUCAGUAACUUACCAGCUGCCUAAGUCAUGUUUGGUCUUUGUCCCAAGAGUAGACAAAGCACGGCCUGUCAGGUUCUGGAAUGAGCCUGGGAUCUUUCCUGUAAUUUUGCCUGUCUUGCUUCAUGACAUUGUGAAGGACUAAAUUUGUCAAUUUGAAAAUUU
This is a messenger RNA of Empidonax traillii (willow flycatcher), 3060 nucleotides long. RefSeq names its product signal peptide peptidase like 2B (gene SPPL2B). Gene Ontology annotation, cellular component: lumenal side of endoplasmic reticulum membrane; Golgi-associated vesicle membrane; cytoplasmic side of endoplasmic reticulum membrane. The transcript has 15 exons. NCBI's taxonomy places the organism in Eukaryota, Metazoa, Chordata, Aves, Passeriformes, Tyrannidae. The record is from RefSeq and is a predicted model, not a curated record. Bases 87 to 1868 code for a protein of 593 amino acids. Gene Ontology annotation, molecular function: aspartic endopeptidase activity, intramembrane cleaving. Gene Ontology annotation, biological process: membrane protein proteolysis.